Messenger RNA from Cooperia oncophora, 528 nucleotides. NCBI's taxonomy places the organism in Eukaryota, Metazoa, Nematoda, Chromadorea, Rhabditida, Trichostrongylidae. The record is from the annotation of a GenBank genome assembly.
CUGAACGAAGUCCAAGAAUUACACUUCAGGUUUGGCUCUCGCUCGUAUUAUUGGAAUGCCGACCUGCAACAGCCAACCGAAUUUCUACCGGUGCAGUGUGUUAAUAAGAUCGACCCACAGGACCCUCAGUUUGGCCGGGUUUACUAUCCGAAUGACACACGUCCCACAGAAAUCGCCUACGGAUGUGCAGAGGGUGACUAUUGUUGCGGAUAUGAUUGCUGUCAAGAGGGGACAUUCUUCACAAGCCUCUUUCGUCUUCUGGUGCUCAUUUUGGUGAUGUCCGUGUUAGGAGUGAUCUGCAUCGAAGCAUUUCGAUGGGUGCUUAAUUGUGUAUACAUGUGUAAAUAUGCAUUAUCCAGCUGCUCACUUCUCCGUGUGCCUUCUUUUUACGAGUCAAAUCACGAGAAAUUGCCUUAUUGCUGUGACGCCAAUGGCUGCGCAUUGUACGUCCUCAAUGAAACGGGUGCUGCUGAAUCUGUUGAAAAAAUUCAUGUUCUAUCAGGAAAUCAUAGGCUCUUCUCGGAGUAA